AUGUCUGAUAUGGAAAGUAAUCGCUCUGUUUCUCCAAGCAGAGACAUUCUUCAUGGAGUUGCUAAUACUGAUGAGGUCUUGAAUGAUCAUAGACAUCAGGCUAGUUCGUUACCCAUCCAAAGAUAUAAUUUUGAUCCAAGAUUAACUAGAAAUUCCUCGAGUAAUCAAAUUGAACCUUAUCCAGUUCAACCAAAAGUGGCCAGUCAUAUGUAUAUGAAUAACUUACGUAAAGAUUUUUAUUUGAAUCAAGGCCAAGAGGACGAUGACUCCCAGCCUUUCAUGUUGCACCCAUCGUCUAUUCAUAAAAAUCAUUCUAGUACUAAUCCAACAACAAAUUCAAGGGCUCAAUCAAGAUCCCGCUCAUUUUCUGAUCAAGUUAAAUCUUUCGUUAACCCAAAAGAUGGCGAAAUGGAUGAAAUUCAUAAUAUAGGUGGGGCUUCUUCGGGUGGGAUUUUAUUAAAGCCAGCCCAACCUUCUGGUCAUAAAAGAUCAAAACAAAGAAAUGAUUCCGUUGUUGAUAACUUAGAAAACGAUAUUGCUUCACCAAUGAUGAAGAUUAAAACUAAUGAUACUUCAACAAGUGAAAACCAAAAUUAUAAGAGAGAAAGAAGAGCAUCAAGAUCUUCUAUUGAUAGUGAAGCCGAUUCCCAUGCUUCAAGAUCUUCUCAAGAAACAGAAGAAGAUGUUUGUUUCCCAAUGUUAAGAGAACACGUUCGUAUUAAAGGAAUUGAUUUUGAUGAAAUUGAAGAAUUUAUUAAAGAUGAACGUGAAGAAGAACAAUUAAUGAAAGAUCAACAACAAAUGAUUGCCGAUCGAACUGCAAUGAGAGUUAGCUCAAAUCAAAAAGAUGCUCGUACCACUGGUUCAAUUUCUUCAAAAUCAAGAAUGUCAAAACCAAGUAAUGUUGCAUUGAAAUAUACUCCUAAAAAUUUAAUUAAAAAGAUGAAAUCCAAAAAUACUGAAUCUCGUGAUAAUGAAUCAAUCAAAACAAUUCGUAAUCAAUCGGAUUCUUCAACCGUAAAUGAUGAAUAUGAUGAAAAAACGUCUCCCACUGAAUUUCAUAAUUUUAAUGUUGACGAUAAUUCAUCUGAUAAUGUUAAAUUUGGUGGUACUAGAAUUAAUGAUAGUGAAUCGAUUUUACCUGAUCGUUUUUCCUUUUUCAGUUCUGAAUCAGAAGAAACAAUUCAUGCUCCCGAUAUUCCUUCUCUUGUUGAACCUGGUCAAAGUGUUCGUGAACUUUUCAGAAAUGGUGAAGGAACUUGGUGGUUGGAUUGUGUUUGUCCAACUGAUUCUGAAAUGAAAAUGUUGGCUAAAGCUUUUGGUAUUCAUCCUUUAACCGCUGAAGAUAUUAGAAUGCAAGAAACUCGUGAAAAAGUUGAAUUAUUCAGAAGUUAUUAUUUUGUUUGUUUCCAUACUUUUGAACCUGACAAGGAAUCUGAAGAUUAUUUAGAACCAAUCAAUGUUUAUAUUGUGGUUUUCAGAGAUGGUGUUCUUACUUUCCAUUUCUCUCCUAUUUUACAUCCUGCUAAUGUCAGAAGAAGAGUUAGACAAUUAAGAGAUUAUGUUGAUGUUAGUGCAGAUUGGUUAUGUUAUGCAUUAAUUGAUGAUAUCACUGAUAGUUUUGCUCCUGUUAUUACCGGUAUCGAAUAUGAAGCUGACGCAAUCGAAGACUCUGUGUUUGUGGCAAGAGAAUUAGAUUUUAGUAAUAUGUUGCAAAGAAUUGGGGAAUCUAGAAGAAAAGUCAUGACUCUUAUGAGACUUUUAUCCGGCAAAGCAGAUGUUAUUAAAAUGUUUGCUAAAAGAUGUCAAGAUGAGGCACAAUCCCAUACUAUACAAUCUCAUUUGAAUUUAGCUAAUUUGAAUAGUGGUAGUGGUAGUGGUAAUGCUACUCCUGCACCAUUCUCCAAUUCUGGAGUUUCAUUUGGUCCAAACCCUGGUGCCAACCCAAACCUUUUAAGCUCACAAUAUCAGCAAUUUCAAAACCAACAUGGUAGAGCCCAACCAAGAGCAGAUAUUGCUUUAUACUUAGGUGAUAUUCAAGAUCAUGUUGUUACCAUGUUUCAAAAUUUAUUAGCUUAUGAAAAAAUUUUCAGUAGAUCUCAUUCAAAUUAUUUGGCUCAAUUACAAGUUGAAUCUUUUAAUUCUAAUAAUAAGGUCACUGAAAUGUUAUCUAAAGUCACAUUAAUUGGUACCAUGUUGGUUCCUUUGAACUUAGUUACAGGUUUGUUCGGUAUGAACGUUCAUGUUCCUGGUGAAAAUUCAGAUUCUGGUUUAGCUUGGUUUUUCGGUAUCUUAGGUGUUAUGUUUUUCAUUGUCAUUUGUUCAACGAUCUUUUCAAAAAUUUGGUUAAGAAAAUUAGAUGUCGGAAAUUAUCCUGGAAGUAAUCAGGUUAGUUCAAGAAGAUCAAUUAAAAGUUUAGGGCUUAAAACAAGAACAAAAGAAGCUGCCAAAUCAAUUAUUAGUUUCCCUAAUAAAUAUGAUUAG
Molecule: messenger RNA, 2484 nt
Organism: Hyphopichia burtonii NRRL Y-1933
Lineage: Eukaryota; Fungi; Ascomycota; Pichiomycetes; Serinales; Debaryomycetaceae
Gene: ALR1
Product: Mg(2+) transporter
Exons: 3
Coding region: 1-2484 (827 amino acids)
Biological process (GO): intracellular magnesium ion homeostasis; magnesium ion transmembrane transport
Cellular component (GO): plasma membrane
Molecular function (GO): magnesium ion transmembrane transporter activity
Source: RefSeq, a predicted model, not a curated record